AUGGGCACAAAUAAAGGUAUAUAUUUCUUGCUUAUUGUGUUAAUGUUAAGUGGAAUACAUGGAGCAAGGAUAUUAGCGUAUUUUCCUACGCCGUCUAUAAGCCAUCAAUUGGUAUUUCGACCCCUCACACAAGCAUUGGCAGCGCGAGGUCAUGAAGUGAUUGUAGUCACUACGGAUCCAGUGUUUCCGAAAGGGCAAACACCAGCCAAUUUAACGGAAAUCGACGUUCAUGAUAUAUCCUAUGAAAUUUGGGGAAGCCUCUACAAAUACCAUAGAGGAAAUAAACGAGAACUUUUGGUGCAAGUGAAAGCUUUCUUCGAAGUGUUUACAAACGUAUUUUACCGUCAAGCACAGACAACGGAAGUGAAGGAACUUUUAAAUAAGGACAGAAAAUAUUUCGACUUACUGUUACUUGAGGCAUGCAAUCGGGGACUUAUGGGAUUUUCGCACAUCUAUGAUGCUCCAGUUAUUACCAUUAGUUCAUUUGGGGCCGUCCCAGCCCAAUAUCAUACUAUGGGCGCUCCAGUACAUCCGAUAUUGUAUCCAACGGCUGGAAGACAGAGAUUAUAUAAACUCUCUCUAUUGGAAAAGUGUAUUGAAAUGUUAGGGUACUACUUAUUUGAUUUCUUAGUAUCUGACUCUAAUGCAUAUGAACAUAAAAUAAUGAAAAGUAUUUUUGGUGAAGAUGUUCCAACAUUCCCAGAAUUAAAAAAUAACGUUGAACUACUGUUUUUAAACGAACAUCCAAUAUGGGCAGAUAAUCACCCGGUGCCACCUAGUAUUCAAUAUAUUGGCGGUAUACAUGAAACCAAGUACAAGGAUCUACCUGCAGAUCUCAAAAAAUAUCUAGAUUCAUCUAAGAAUGGAGUAAUUUAUGUUAGUUUUGGUACCAAUGUUUUGCCUUCACUGCUUCCCCCUGAGAAGAUAGAGAUAAUGGCAAAAGUUUUGUCUCAAUUGCCAUAUGAUAUUUUGUGGAAAUAUGAUAAGGAUGUUUUACCAAUACAGUCGAAAAAUAUCAAUAUAUCUAAAUGGUUUCCUCAGCCAGAUCUCUUGAGACACCCUAAAAUCAAAUUGUUCAUAACACAAGGAGGUCUACAAUCAACCGAUGAAGCUAUAAAUUCUGAAGUGCCGAUGUUAGGUAUUCCCAUGUUGAUUGACCAAUGGUAUAACGUUGAGAAAUAUGUCCAUCAUAAUAUUGGAUUGCAACUGGAUAUAAUGACACUGACAGAAGAAGAAUUCAAGCAAAGCAUUGAAAAAAUUAUAAAUGAUGAAAGUUACAAGAAAAAUAUCACUAGACUAAAGACACUUAUGAGAGAACAUCCGUUAAAGCCUUUAGAUAAUGCUGUUUGGUGGACAGAACAUAUAAUUAAAUACGGAGGAAAUCAUUUAAAAUCACCAGCUGCUGACAUGUCCUGGACAGAGUAUUAUGAGGUGGAACUUGUAUUAAUUCUUUUUGCAAUUUUAAUAACAAUAUUGACUGUAUUAGGCUGGAUUAUGAAGUCAGUUUUGAAAUUUAUGUAUAAUAUAUACAGAACUAAUAUUAAGUUAAAAAUUUAUUGAAACUGUGAUUAAGAUAAAUGUGUAAAAAUUACAGGAAGAACACAAAAAUAGUGAUAGUGCAAAAACGUCAAUAGUAAUACUAUUGCUAUUUUUGUUCGUAAGACUCGAAUUAGAUACUAAAAUAAAUACAUAAUAUAUUGAUAUAGUUGACAUAGUUUCGUUUUGAACA
Bicyclus anynana (squinting bush brown) is the source of this 1729-nucleotide messenger RNA. RefSeq names its product UDP-glucosyltransferase 2-like. Gene Ontology annotation, molecular function: UDP-glycosyltransferase activity. The record is from RefSeq and is a predicted model, not a curated record. Lineage: Eukaryota; Metazoa; Arthropoda; Insecta; Lepidoptera; Nymphalidae. The transcript is spliced from 4 exons. The coding region runs from base 1 to 1560 and encodes 519 amino acids.